GGUGGUAUAAAAGAAAACGAAAAAUAAUUUUAAUCUAAUCGGCAAAAUGAAGCUGUUAGGUUCGAUUAUCCUUCUCUUGGUCUUGGGCUCUGCCCUGGCCUACAAGAGCUACUCAGGGUACCAGGUCCUGAAGACGGCUCCCCUGACCCCUGCUGCCAUGCCAUACGUCAAUAGACUGAGCCGCCGAUUCGACUUCUGGGGCACCCCUGGCGUCGGUAGGCCCGCCACCGUGAUGGUUUCCCCUGAGGAGGUGCCAAUCAUCAUUGCUGCCUUCAACAGGAUGCGCAUUUCCCACGAAGUUAUGGUUGCUGAUUUAGGACCUGAAGUCGAGAGGGAACGUGCCGAAAAUGAAGCCCUGAGGCUCGCCCUGCCUCGCAGUCCUCGGGUGGCUGCCUAUGACCGCUUCAUGGAAUUUGAAGAGAUCAACGCUCACGUCCUCGAAACCGUCGCUGCUAACCCUGAUGUUGCUUCUCUCGUGGACCUCGGCCUCUCCACCGAAGGACGCGAGUUGCUCGGAAUCAAGCUGUCCAACGGAGCCGCCGGUCAGAAAUCAGUUUGGUUCGACUGCGCCAUCCACGCCCGCGAGUGGAUCGCACCGCCCGUCUGCUUGAGGAUCAUCGAUGAAGUCCUUGCCGAUCCUGCCCUCAGGGACCUGGCUGACUGGUACGUUCUGCCCGUGGCCAACCCUGAUGGAUACAGCUUUUCCUGGAGUGAUGACCGCUUUUGGAGAAAGACGCGCCGUCCCAACCCUGGCUCAAACUGCAUCGGCACUGACCCAAACAGGAACUUUGACUUCCUCUGGGAAGGAAAUAAUGAAUUCUGCUCUGAAACGUACCCUGGCAGCAGCGCUUUUUCUGAGCCUGAAUGCGCAGCGAUUGGCAACUUCAUCACGGCCAACGCUGAUAGCCUUAUCCUUUACGUUGCCGUCCACAGCUAUGGAGAGUUAAUUCUCUAUCCUUACGGUCACACGGUUGAACCAGCACCUAACGCAGCUGACUUGGCUGCUGCUGGAACUGUUUCUGCUGACGCCAUUGCCGCCGUUGCCGGCACUAGGUACAGCGUUGAGAACUCUGCCGCCGGCCUUUACUUCACCAAUGGUGCCAGCGAUGACUUUGCCUACGGCUCUGGUGCUGUCUUGUACUCGUAUACUUACGAAUUGUCAGGAGGUGGAUUGAUCGGUUUCAACCCUCCUCCCUCCUUCAUUCAACCUGUUGUGGAUGAGGUCUGGCCAGGCCUGAAGGCCCUUGUUGAAUACACUCUUGCUAACUGAUUUUUUUAAUGUUUUAAUUGGUAUAAAUAAAAUAAAAAUUAAGAAAUCGUAUUAAAUGUUUUUAC
Molecule: messenger RNA, 1335 nt
Organism: Cloeon dipterum
Lineage: Eukaryota; Metazoa; Arthropoda; Insecta; Ephemeroptera; Baetidae
Product: carboxypeptidase B-like
Exons: 8
Coding region: 47-1270 (407 amino acids)
Biological process (GO): proteolysis
Molecular function (GO): metallocarboxypeptidase activity; zinc ion binding
Source: RefSeq, a predicted model, not a curated record